This is a messenger RNA of Setaria italica (foxtail millet), 1264 nucleotides long. Its product is annotated as acetylserotonin O-methyltransferase 3. Lineage: Eukaryota; Viridiplantae; Streptophyta; Magnoliopsida; Poales; Poaceae. The coding region runs from base 45 to 1145 and encodes 366 amino acids. The transcript is spliced from 2 exons. Gene Ontology annotation, molecular function: S-adenosylmethionine-dependent methyltransferase activity; protein dimerization activity; O-methyltransferase activity. The record is from RefSeq and is a predicted model, not a curated record. Gene Ontology annotation, biological process: methylation.
CAGGGCAAAAGGUAGCCUUCGUUCGCAUCAAUCAAAGGAAAGAAAUGGCUCUCGUCCAUGACCACGAAGAAGUGAGCUCUCACGAGGAGGACAUGGUCGAAGCUUUCGCCCUCCUCUACCACCACGUGUUCAGCUACAUCAAGCCGAUGGCGCUCAAAUGCGCCGUGGAGCUCGGCAUCCCCGACGCCAUCCACGGCCGCGGCGGCGCCGCCACCCUCGCGGACAUCGCCGCCGACACCGGGGUGCACGAGGCCAGGCUCCCCGACCUGCGGUGCCUGAUGAAGCUGCUGACCACGUCGGGGCUGUUCGGCGCCACCGCCGCCGCCGUUGCGGACGGCGGUGGCGAGGCGGCGGCCGCGUACACGCUCACCGCGGCGUCCAGCCUUGUCGUCGGCCCGCGCGGCCUGUCCAACAUCGUGCGCUUCGGGGACGGCCCCGUUUCCCUCUCCCCGUUCUUCGACAUGCCGGCGUGGCUCCGGACCGCGCCGGCGCCGGAGGCGCCCAAGUCGCUCUUCGAGCUUACGCACGGCCGCUCCCGGUGGGACCCGGCGAACGCCGACGACGAGACCAUGAACGGCGCGGCCUUCGCCGAGAGCCGGCUCCUGAUCGAGGCCGUCCUGGGCGGCCACGGCGACGUCUUCCGCAGGCUGACCUCGCUGGUCGACGUCGGCGGCGGCCACGGCUCGUUCGCCAAGGCCAUCGCCGCGGCUUUCCCGAACGUCAGGUGCGCCGUGAUGGAUCUCCCUCACGUCGUCGCCGACACCCCUGACGCUGGUGGCGACGUGCAGUUCGUCGCCGGCGACAUGUUCGAGUCCAUUCCGCCAGCGGAUGCUGUUUUGCUCAAGUAUGUUUUGCAUUGUUGGGACGACAACAAUUGCGUCAAGAUUCUUAAGCAUUGCAAGGACGCCAUUCCUGCAAGAGAUGCUGGAGGAAAGGUGAUAAUCACGGAGAUGGUGCUGGGGUCCGGACCUCGUGACACAAAUGUUGCCGAGACAGAAGAGAUGCACAGCUUGUUCCUCACCUGCAUCAGCGGCAUCGGACGAGAGGAGCACGAGUGGAAGAACAUCUUCACCGAUGCUGGAUUCAGCGACUACAAAAUCACUCCAGUGAUGGGCCCUAUUUCGGUUAUCGAGGUUUACCCUUAAAAGUUGAACGGAAAAAAGCUUGCCUACAUGAUGAACUCCAGUGACAUAUAAUAAUGUGAUUCCAGCUGCGUUCAGUAAUAGCUAAAUAAGCGUGCUGCUAGCUGCCUCAAUACUUCAUU